Messenger RNA from Plasmodium inui San Antonio 1, 1239 nucleotides. RefSeq lists its product as hypothetical. Lineage: Eukaryota; Apicomplexa; Aconoidasida; Haemosporida; Plasmodiidae. Gene Ontology annotation, molecular function: methyltransferase activity. Bases 1 to 1239 code for a protein of 412 amino acids. Gene Ontology annotation, biological process: rRNA methylation. The record is from RefSeq and is a predicted model, not a curated record. The transcript has a single exon.
AUGAGCCCCUUCACAGUUGUGGCAUUGGAGUUCCUCUUCAUUGGCACAUUUUAUUUUCUCCAAAAUGAGAGUAUAAAAUUUGGUCACGCGUGGUGUGUGAAGAAUGCAUACUUAGGGAAGGGGCAGAUGAACGCCAAAGGUAGAAAUGUGUUUGGCGAAGACAGACGGUGGUCUCUCAGUGCAAUAGGAGGCAUCUCCUUGGGGGGGAAAAACCACCGGCAAGGAAGCAACAUUCGCCAUGUAUGGCGCAUGAGAAGGGGAAAUGGCAUUGCUGUGGGGGCGGUCGAAGGGGAAGAGGGCCAAGCGUAUGAGCAGCCGGGAGGGGUUAUUGGUACUCAAGUAGGAGACCCCCCCAAGCUAGAGAAACCCCUCAACAACAACCUAGCCGAAACGGCUACUCCGAAGAGGAAGAGAAGAAAAACCAAAAGAGAAAUAAAAAAGGACGAGUAUGGAAUCCCAGAGGAGAAGCUAAACAUAAGAAGACAAAUCAACAGCAAAAUAAAAUCCAAGUACAAAUUCUGCAGAGUAAAGACAUACAGCGAAACUAUAAAUAUAAAUUACAAAAAAAAAAAGAUUUUAAGCAUCCAUGAAGGGAAAUUUAAGAAUAGAAGGAUAUACUCACCUGACACAUACACAAGGCCAAUGAUGAGCAAGGUGAAAGAAUCUCUGUUUAGCAUUUUGUCCCACUUGGGUAUAUUUAGUAACUCCAGCAUGAACGUCCUAGAUGUAUUUAGUGGGAGUGGAAACCUGGGCAUCGAGUGCAUUUCGAGAGACAUACCUAACGUAACCUUCGUCGACUUGUCACUCAAUAGCUGCAAAACUAUUUACGAAAAUUUAAAACUCUGUAAUAUCAAUCAUUCCUACAAUCAAAUAAUAAGAGCAGAUGCUAUGGAGCUGCUAAAGUGUCCUUUGAAGUUUCACAUCGCCGAUAAAUUUCACUUAGCUUUUUUCACUCCACCGUAUGAACAGAUUGUGUACAGUGAAUUGAUACAGAAUAUUUCUAACAGUGAACUCUUCCACCGUGACUGUCUUGUCUUUAUUGAAUAUCCGAAAGAGAUUGAGAUGCUGCCCCAGAGGGUAUACAAUAUGAUAGGUUUAAGGAAUAGGAAAUUUGGAAGAACCUACUUUGCGUUGUACGUUCUGAACAGUUCAGGUAAAUAUCUAUUUGCUGAAAGGAAGGAUGAAUUUUACCCGCUUCAUUAUAACCGUAAGCAACGUAGGCAGGAAAAAUAUCUCUAG